UGUGGUGCAUUUCCUACAGCAGGAAAAGUUCUUGAGGGUUUGGUGUCAUGUGGCACAAUUAGAUAUUCUCCUGCUACUUGGCUGCUGUGAAUCACACCCUUAGGUCUGGAAUACGGAACUGCAGGAUUCCCGACCCGUCUUGCACACAGAGUGCUUAAAGAGUGAAAUUUUAGUAUUGACAGAAUAAAAUGGCAUCAUCAUCAUUAAACACUCAGAUCUGAGAUUACAUGGAUACUUUACUUUUGAGUUUAGAUUUUUUUUGCUCCCUUCCCCUCCAACGUGAAGAAAGCACUUUUUUUUUUAGACGACAAUUUUCACAAGCAGAAGCAGCAAGGUUUCAGACAUGAGCUGCUAUGCAACCUGCUCUCCCCAAACAGGUUCAUUUGGGAGGGCUUCGAUGAGUGUCACGUCCAAUGCCUUGCUGCUUUCAGUUUUACCUGUCAGGGCUCGGAUGGGAGCUGUGGUUAAAAACUGCCCAGAGCCCCAAGUCAGAACGUAAGGGUGCGCAUUGCCUGCGAGCUGACGGGGUUUAAAUAAUCACCUGCAGCUGAACUGAGUCUCGGAUGGGAAGUAGGAAGUGCUGUACUCAGGCUUCCUGUAUAAAGAAAUGCAGAUUUCCCACAGCUACUGCAUACAACCUGCGGGGUGCGUUUAGGAUGUAAUGGCAGCGUGCGCUUAUUAGCAGGGAGGGGAUGAUUUCUCCGAGUGGCAGAGGGGCUGGGAGACGAGUCCUGCUGGAGUCCUUAAAAGUGUACAGCUGUCAGAUACCCAGAGAAGAGGAAGGGCGUGCGAGAGCAAUCUGCUCCGCUCCUCGCUGCUCCUCCGGAGCUGUGUGACACCGUGGUUCGUGGGAAUGCCGGAGUGUGAGUGCAGCCGCUGAGAAGUCACACAGCUGGCAGUGGGUGCCACUCUCCUUCCAAGGUAUGCUGGAAUACAGCGUUCUGUCUGUUUCUUCCUUAAGAGCCAAGGAUACCCUAAAAGAACAGAAAGCCAGCAUAUGCUUCUAAUGGAAGAAAGUGGAAAAGGCUAUUUUUUUUUUAAGGCUGAGUGCACCAUUUACGACUGAAUGGGCUCUGCUGGGAAGGCUUGUCCUCACACCAUGACAGCUGACAAGUCAGAAGCUGGAGAGUUAGCUCUGGAGCCUCUCCUCACUUGCAAGCUAUGUCUCUGUGAAUAUUCCCUGGAUAAGAUGACCACUCUUCAGGAAUGCAGCUGCAUCUUUUGUACAGCGUGUCUAAAACAGUACAUGGAGCUAGCAAUUCAAGAGGGUUGUGGUUCCCCUAUCACAUGUCCAGACAUGGUAUGCUUGAACCAUGGAACCCUACAAGAAACAGAGAUUGCCUGUUUGGUUCCUGUUGAACAGUUUGACUUAUACAAGAGGCUGAAGUUUGAACGAGAGGUCCACUUGGACCCCCAGAGAACAUGGUGCCCCACAGCCGACUGCCAGACAGUGUGCCACAUCGCAGCGAGCGAGUCGGGAGCACCGGUGCCAGUGGAGUGCCCCGCCUGCCACCUGACCUUCUGCUCCUCUUGCAAGGAGCCGUGGCACAGGCAGCACCUGUGCCAGGAAAACCAAACUACUCUGGUACCAGCCGAGCAGGGAUCCCUUAUUGGAGCGGAGACAGAGUCACCAAUUAAGCAGUGCCCAGUCUGUCGAAUUUAUAUUGAGCGAAACGAGGGCUGUGCUCAGAUGAUGUGCAAGAACUGCAAGCACACGUUUUGCUGGUAUUGUUUACAGAACUUGGAUAAUGAUAUUUUCUUACGACAUUACGACAGAGGCCCUUGCAGAAACAAGCUGGGCCACUCAAGGGCUUCAGUGAUGUGGAACAGAACACAGGUUGUGGGGAUCCUCGUUGGACUAGGUAUCAUAGCAUUGGUGACCUCCCCCUUGCUGCUUGUGGCAUCUCCAUGCAUCAUCUGUUGCAUUUGCAAAUCUUGCCGGAACAAAAAGAAAAAGCACAGCCUGCCGACAACCUAAAACUGUGUCUUUUUGAGUCUCCAUCUGUACUACAUAUGUAUGUGAGAAAGCACAAGGGUUGUGUUUUGGUGCCAUACCUACCAAAUAAUGCUCCCUUUUUUUUGCCAAUUUUUAGGAUAAGUGCCUAUUCUCGACAGGUUACUCUAUCACUAACAAGUCCUAGUGGGGGAAAAGUCUAGAUUAUUGCGCAGUACAUAUAGUGUAGGUUUUUGCUUCCUGAAGAGGAAAACAGGACACCAUUCAGUACUUUAUACCAUAAAUAUGGUCUACCAUUCAAGACUGAUAGAACAUUCCCAUUUUCCAUCAGCUGCACGUGACUUGAUCCUGCUGCAUUACUCUGUCUUUGCAGAUCCAGUCAUUACUGUUGUGCUUGCUGUUGGUUCGUGGUGACACUCAGAUUUCUCAGAAAGUUUUGGGUCUUUUGUAAAAGAGGGAGAGGGAAAAGCCUGACUAGGUUCUUCUGUCUGCUAGCUUGUGUCCAGUUAAAUGUAACAAACCAUUCAGAAAAUAUGUUUGGUAAUUUCCCGUCAAUUGGCUGCCAUGGCAUUUCUUUCAGCAUUGAAAUGCAUUUGAUUUUUACCAUUUAUCUCAACUACAGAAGUAAAAAAACAACAAACUGUUCUUAAGAUAGGGCUCUCUUUUGAGAGACUGGACUACCUUGAGAAAGCUGCUUUUUUUUUUUUCCACAUCAAACAUGGCAUAUCUAGCAUGAAAUAUUAGGAGUAUGCCUAUUUCCCUAGCAUUGGGCAUGCCUUUUGUCAGUACCAUGGGUGUAGCAAACUCAUGGUGAAGGUAAUAUUGUAAGAAAGGCUGUGAUACAGUUCCCAUUUAGUGCAGAGCAUUGGGAUCCUGGUUGCAUGCGUACAGAGGGAUGGCAUGGGCACAGAUAUACCAAGUACAUAUAGGCAGUCAGUAGAUUUUUUUCAACAGUUUACAUGGGUUGGCAGCAAGAACUCUGUUAAAAAGUUAUUGAAACCAGGCUAAGCCAAGCCUUCCUUCAAAACCUUAUGGACCUGCUGAAGUGAAUACUUGAGAAAUGCUGUGUAAAUGUGAGCUCUGUCCUUUGGUGGGUAUUUCUUUCGUCCUGCUCAAGGUUAACAAACUCUGUUGCUGAUAAUUUUUAGUUACUCUGAAUCUGGAAGGCUGUCAUUUAAUAAGUGCUUCAUUUUAAUUUGGUGCCUCACCACCAAACCAGUUCAGACCCUGGUAUCGGUUACACCUGUAUAAGUUCACUGAAAGCUCACUGAAGAGCUGGAAUUACUCCAGGCUCAGUCAGGAGUAGCUGGGAUCAGACUCUCCUCCCUGGAGUUUAUUUCCUUAAUGGAUGGUGCUCCUCAAAACCGGGGCUGGUGGCGCUUUUGUUGUGGACUCCCGUGUGUGCAUUCUGUAUCUGUGGGAACAGGUACAGGUUUGCACCGUGUGCUUGGCUGUAAUUCCAAACCCCUUUCCGCCUGGGCUGCGAGGUUUGAAGGAGAUGCUCGGCCCGCGCGCGGUGCCGGGCUCGCGCUCCGCCCGGCUGUCUCCGAGCGCGCAGCGCGGGUCACCCGGAGAGUGCUGCCAGGGUGACUGUGUGGUGUUUGGCCGAGCCUCAGGAACUUUGCCUUCUUGGCAGCUGUAAAUGUGACCUUUUUUCUGUUUAACUUCCCUCUCUGGUUACUGUAACAAAAGUGGCAGGUGUUCUUUUGAGAAAGUGUAGUCUGUUGAGCAGACUAGCAAGAACAGAGGCCUUUAAUAAUACUGUCUGUUUUACUUUUUAAUUGAUUUCUUUUAUAAAUACUGUCUGACUUUGCUACCAGUCGUGGCUGGAGGGCAGGUAGUGCUCGCCAGUGUGAAAGGCUGUAUUUAUUCUUCAUCCUCAGCUUUGAAGGGAAGCAGAACGGUAGACAGUACAUUCUAAAUACAGAGUGCAAUGCAGGCAACUGCCAUUUAUAAUAAAUAAAGAAUGUUUUCUGUAUGUGUUUUCUUGAAGAGCACUAAUGGUAGUGCUUUGGGGUACUUGUGACAGAUUAAAGUGUCCAGCCCUUGGCUUUGCACUAUUUUUCUACCUACGUUUUUAUGGCACUACUGUCAUUUCCAUUUUAUUUAUGAACUUGAAGUUGCAAGUCUUACUUUAUUGUUAAAGCCUCAAGGACAAAGAUGUAGGAGCUCUGUACAGUCUCUUGAAGCAUAACCAGCAUUGCAAUGUACCAAUAUCCUUUGCAUGUUAAAAUGUGAGGAUUUUUCAUGUUUUCUGAUCUUACCAAUAACUGGUGCAUCCUUUGCUAGUCUGGUUUCUUUCCUUGUCCUCUCCCUCUUUCUGUUGGCCUGUUUUUGCUAAAAUGCCUAUUGGAAUGAAGGUGUCAGAUCUUUUUUUUUCAUUAAUACUGUUGUGUUAAUGAAAAAAACAUUCUUCCCUCUGUUAAAAAAAUGCAGUGGAAGGCACCUGUCUUGCAGCAGUUUAGGUGCCUGGUGGGUGUACCAAAACUGGUAUAAAUUAACCAUGCAGGAGUUAACACAGCCUGGCAGUCUCUGUGCCAGUCCAGGCAUCUAAGAAAUCUAGAUGGGGAUUGGUAGUCCAGGAUUUUGCUGGAGGUCUUUACACAAAAGCUGGAUAAGGAGAGCAUGAGCUACAGGGACCCCUUCCUUUGGCUGUGUAGGUGCAAAAAAUGGACCAAGAAAGAAGUUCUAGACAUCUUCAGAGCUUAAACUUAAAGCUUUACAACAACAAUUUUCUUUAAAAGGCUGUGUCCAGUGCCCCAGGUAUCCUGGCUUUUUAUUGCAUGGGAAUACUUGAGUAUGUGCUUUAAGUAGACCCUAGCCUGGCCAGGUGGAGCAGUACCUGUGCUGAAGUGCUGGAGCAGGAAAGCCCUGUUACUUUGUUUUCCAGAAGGCAGCUAUUUUGCAGCAACUGGCUAUGCUCACAGAGUUUCCAGAGAAACAUUUUGGCAGAAAUCUUUUUACAGUGUUGGCUUUUGCUUUUGUGUUGCUUUGGUGUUUUUUUUUUUCACUUUAUAAGAAGCAUUAAAGUCACUUUAUAAAAGAUUUAUUGAAAGCAUGACAAAUAAUGCUAGUAAUAAUUAGGGAGAACAAAAAAAAAAAAAAAAAAAAGGACUCUGACUACAUCUGACUCUUCUUAAUAAAGGUGUGUGUAAAUCCACCCUCCUGAGCUCCAUCUGUGUGAUGCAGUAGUGCACAUUGCUACCAGGCUUCGCUGCUCUUCCCGUCUCUCUUCUUGCCCCUGUGGCAGGUGGCUGGUGUGGGGCCAGCAGCCAGGGGAGAGCUCAGGGCUGUGGCAGUGCAGGUAACACAGGAGCACAUUGCCCACCCUGGACUCAGCACCAGUUUGUUCUUGGGCCUUUAACCACUGAGAGACACCUUGGUGGUUUUAGGCCUUUAAUGUCACGUUGAGAGCAUUCACAGACGUCUCUCUUGGAGAACAGAAGUGGAAAGUACUCCAUUCCUUCUGAACCAGGAGCAUUGAGACCUUAUGAAAAUUGGGCUCUAGGUGUUUACAAGUCAGCCCCUAAACUUAAGAGACCAGUGUUAGAAAUACGGAUUUGUGCUGCAUCUGGCCACAAAUCUCCUUGGCUACAUUUCACAUCAUUUCCCAUCAGUCACUAGGUCUGUGUCAAAUACAGCUGAAGAUCCUAUUCAGGAUUCCAUGUCCUUGAAUUAAAAUGAGGAUGAUGAUACCUGCUCCCAAAUCCAUCUCUUAAUAAAAUAUUUGUCAUGCUACAGUGUAAGUGCAUCUCUGCAGUAUUUAUUCCAGAACUAUAGUGGGUGUUCAGUGCUGCCCUUCAGUAAGUGAUGGUUUAUUUUUGGUGAAUGGGGUUGCUUCCCCCAAAGAAGGGCACGAGGGGUAACAAUAAUGAAUGUUUCUCAGUGCUUUAAUGAUGCUGAAUGCUAAGUCUUGUUGUCUGUCCAGUAACACAGCAUGAAGUCCAAAGAUAAGUUUGAUAUGUACACAAAUUUUACUUGAAUGAACUAAGAGAAGCUGGAUAUUGCCUCCAUAUUUGCAUGAAGAAAUAAAUACAGGUGGAAAGAUACAACUGCAUUUCCACAAUGGGACAAUAAAAUCAAUUUUUGGCUGCUCCAUUUUUUGGUACCACAAUGGGUGGUUGUGCUGUAGUGCCUGCUGCUUUAAAAAAUUGAAAUCGGUUUUGCACUGUAAUCUCCUUCUCCCAGUCAUUCUUUCUUAAACUAAUUCCUUUUAUGAUCUUAUUUUUCAUCCUGUAUUUCAGGCCAAAGAUUCUUAGAGCAAAGGUAGUAGAUUUCUUUGUAUGAGGAUAAAAUCUUCCAACCAUUUUCUCCCAGGUUUUAAAAAGAAAUUUGAUGCUGAGUUACCUGACCCAAGAUAAAAAUUCCAGACUUGGCUUGUUUAGACAAACUUAUUGAGUUAAGAAGUUCUCUUGCAAGACCUAAAUAAGGGGUGCUUUGUUAGAGCUCAUAGAUAAGGGAGCCCUACAGUUUUUGAGCUUCACAGAAGAGAUGCUUCUGCUGUUAAACAGACUUCUUUGGAAAUGUGCUGGGGAAAAGAAAUUUAAGUCUACAUCCUGUAUAUGUAUUUUUAUUAUAUAAAUCAAAAAUACCUUUCUUGUAUAGAUUCAUAAUUUAGGGAUUCAGACUCUCUGGGGGCUUUCUAGGGUAUACUUACCCAGGAAGAUAAUCUUAUAAAUAUGCUGAGGCAGUUGAACAGAGUGUGCUAGUUAUAAAACAGUUAUCAGACAUCUCUCACCCAUGAUUGUGUGGGAUGAGAUCAUAAUUUACAUGGCUGAAAAUAAAGAUGUGAAAAUUUACCUUUCCUGGAACAGCAAGAGUUGGUUCUUCUGCAGUCUUCUGGAAGGUUAACUUAUUGCUAAGACUCUAGAGAACUUCAGUCUCAUUUUCAUUUGUCCUCUAGUUAGUAAAGUAAUGAAGUGAGAGCUGAAUGGUGUUGCUGAACAGGAAGCCCAAAGGUCUGUCUUGUGUCACGACCCUCAAGUUUGUCAUACCCAAUGUGAUUUAAUAAUUUAUUAUUAUAAUUAAUGCAAUGCAAAUAUAAUUUAUAAUUAAUAAUUAUAAAAUACUAAGGAUGAAGUAUCAUUGCCUUUAUCGUAUGAUAGAUUUAUUUUAAUUGCAUUCAUAUUGAAAGGUUUUUCUCUUCUGCUUCCCAUAGAGAAGGUCAUGGUGCGCCUGGCAAAGUAAAUUUCUGUGAUCUGGUGCAGUUCACAGUAAAUGUUUCCUACUAUUUGGUAGUUAUAUCAGAGGGCUUUUUAUGAUCCCUCAACUUAAUUCUUUGAAUUGAGAAAAUCUCUACUGUUAGGAAAGGUAAUUUCCUAGCAAUGAAUUUUAUUGACCAUCACAAUCUGAGCCAUAAAAGGUGAUACUUUAAUCUGAGAUAUAAAAGGUUGACAAGGUCCACCAGCUCUUUAGAGGACACAACCUCAUUUUCUCCCUUCUUCCCAAGAAACUUGCUCUUUUCUUGGAUGAAAAUGAAGGAUGUCAGUAAUUUUCUUGUGCCUUCUGGAUGUCCAGACAGAAGCUGCAGCUUCUGGUGGCCAUGUGCCAGAAGAUCCCAGACAGGUUGAAUGCGCAAUGCUGCAGCAUGUGUGCAGUGAGUUGCUUAAAUUUCAAAAAGGUGCCUGAGCUUUAUGGCUUCCUAGGGCCUAUGCAGGGAUUCAUCCAGAUGAUUCAUCCAAGUGCCACCACCUCUAUGGCACGUGUUGUGCUGGGCCGUCUCACCAUGUUCAACUGUAUCCCAGAUGGUUAUCAGGGGUCUUAUCUCAAGCUUGCCCUUUCCAUAGUUACCCACCCACGUCCAAAACUCCCCAGAACUCAGAGCAAAUCUGUUCAUUUUCCAAGUCUCCUGCUGCUGGCCUGGUUCAGUGUCACAGAAGCUUCAGUUCACAUGAGCUAUUUGGAGCUCAGCCAGUCUGAUCAUUUACUUUUCUCUAAUGAGCAAGGCUUGGGAAUGAAGAGGAGCAUAACUAUUCUGUAGGCUGGUAUUGGCAUCAUAGGCACCAAGGGUCAAUGUGUAAGAGCUCUUUUAACUGCCCCAGCAUUGCUCAUUUCUGAAUAAAGCCCGUGUUUUAAAUGUGUGUAGAUGGAAGUGUCCAAGUCUGACAGUGUUUGUGCGUGUGGUGUGAACCAGCAGCAGCCACCGACCCCUGUCCUGCCCCUCGCAGAUUUUACAUUCUGUUUAUCUGGUUUUUUGGGUUUUUUCUUCUCCUCCAGGUAAUACACUUUCUUCACCACUUUUCUUCCGGUGAAGGGCAAAAGGGUUUGAUCUUUGUAAGAUUUGUUAAAAUAUUUUUGUGUUUAUAAGAAGAAAGCUGACAUAUAUAAAGAAAUAAGUGCUUUUGUAAUUUUUUUUGUGUGUGGUAUGAUUCAGCAUUUAAAUGUUUUACAGAUGCAGUUUUUUGCACUCUCUCUGCAUAUAUCCAUUAAAAUGGUAUUUAUUUUCUCUCUUUAAGGUUUACUUUGGUUUUUUUUUUUUCUUCUGAUGUUAUAAAAUGCAAUAUGUGCAACAUUAAAAAAUUAGUGUAAAGACA
Molecule: messenger RNA, 8487 nt
Organism: Prinia subflava (tawny-flanked prinia)
Lineage: Eukaryota; Metazoa; Chordata; Aves; Passeriformes; Cisticolidae
Gene: RNF144B
Product: ring finger protein 144B
Exons: 8
Coding region: 1067-1978 (303 amino acids)
Biological process (GO): protein polyubiquitination; positive regulation of proteasomal ubiquitin-dependent protein catabolic process; ubiquitin-dependent protein catabolic process
Cellular component (GO): ubiquitin ligase complex; cytoplasm; mitochondrial membrane
Molecular function (GO): zinc ion binding; ubiquitin protein ligase activity; ubiquitin conjugating enzyme binding
Source: RefSeq, a predicted model, not a curated record